Messenger RNA from Dentiscutata heterogama, 191 nucleotides. The record is from the annotation of a GenBank genome assembly. Lineage: Eukaryota; Fungi; Glomeromycota; Glomeromycetes; Diversisporales; Gigasporaceae.
AAACUACAAACUCAAUAGCAAACACCUCAGUAAUGACUACUACAAACCCAGUAUCAAUUACAACAAACUUAGUAGCAACUACCUUAAACUUAAUUAUAACUACUUCAGAUAUAUCAGUAUAUUUUAAUGAUGAAUUGGCUAAAAAUAUUUUGAAUCUGAUAGCAAGCCUUUUAAAUGUAGCAACAAAUUAG